Schizosaccharomyces osmophilus is the source of this 1950-nucleotide messenger RNA. It is a transcript of the gene nop9, whose product is annotated as pumilio family RNA-binding protein Nop9. Bases 1 to 1950 code for a protein of 649 amino acids. Gene Ontology annotation, cellular component: preribosome, small subunit precursor; 90S preribosome; nucleolus. The record is from RefSeq and is a predicted model, not a curated record. The transcript has a single exon. Gene Ontology annotation, molecular function: RNA binding. Lineage: Eukaryota; Fungi; Ascomycota; Schizosaccharomycetes; Schizosaccharomycetales; Schizosaccharomycetaceae. Gene Ontology annotation, biological process: endonucleolytic cleavage to generate mature 5'-end of SSU-rRNA from (SSU-rRNA, 5.8S rRNA, LSU-rRNA); endonucleolytic cleavage in 5'-ETS of tricistronic rRNA transcript (SSU-rRNA, 5.8S rRNA, LSU-rRNA); endonucleolytic cleavage in ITS1 to separate SSU-rRNA from 5.8S rRNA and LSU-rRNA from tricistronic rRNA transcript (SSU-rRNA, 5.8S rRNA, LSU-rRNA).
AUGCCGAAAGGAAGAAAGCAGCGUGGAAAAAAGCACUCCUCGAAGCAGGAUCCUGAAACAGAAGAGGCCCAUAUUGAGGUAGACAACCUAGUUCCUUCUGAAACCGUUGAAGAAGGACAAGAAGAAAAUGGAUUUCAGGUCAAUCCUUACACAAAGGCGCCCGUGCAACCGUUCCUCGGUGCAUUAGAUCCAGAAGAAGAAAAGUAUUUUCAAGAAGCCGAAAAAGCUUUCGUGAAUCAUUUUACGCGCGACAAUGAGGAGACACGAUAUUUUAUCGACAGCGUUUACCGUGAAAUAAAAGGAAAAGAAUUGAUAGUUUUAAAUAAUGUGUUUGGUUCCAAGGUACUAGAGCAUAUGUUUCCUUUGGCAACAACUAGCCAGAUUAAGUCUGUCUUUUCAUCCUUGAAUGGUCAUUAUUUAGAAAUUGUUCAAACCACAUUUGGUUCUUAUGCCUUUGAAAAGCUCUUGAGCCAUAUGGCGGAAAUUGUUGAUUUAGAAACAAAAGGAGCUUUGGACAAUGAUGAAGAAAUGCUGGAAGGAGAAGAUCAAGUGUUCAGCACGGCAGAGUCGCUAGUGAUGUACAUGUGCAAUGAAAUACGACCAGAUUUCUCUUUGCUUAUCAACCAUAAGCUUGCUGUGCACGUCCUCCAUAAAAUCCUUAUGUUAUUAGAUGGAUAUCGAUUUGUUUACGCUGAAGGUCGACGCGAAUCCAUGGUACAUAUACGUGUCCCUGAAACUUUUCCUCAAUUUGCAUAUUCCAUCAUUGAUAGUGCAGUGGAGAACUUGAGUACUUCAGAACUGCGUAAUUAUUGUGUGGAUCGCUAUGCUUCUAAAAUAAUGCAAGCAUUCGUUCGUAUCGACUUUGAGCGUGCACAAGGUGGCAAAAAGAAAAAGGCAGCUCCUUUAGCUGAUAAAUUACUACUCUCUUCGGAUAACAAUCUGAAGGAACUACCAUUUCUUGAUACCUUACUGAAAGACGAAGCUGCAUCCCGUAUUUUGGAGAUCAUUAUUGAGAAGAUGCCGAAUUCCCAAAUCCCAAGGUUCCGGGAAGCUUGGGAAGGCCGCUUUUAUCGACUUUGUGUGCACCCAAUUGCCAAUUUCGUCAUGCAACACUACAUCAAGCGACUUCCUUUGGAAGAACUUGGAUAUGUGGUACAGGAGUUGAAACAGGGUUCCGAUAAUGUGGUACGUAAAUCAUUUUUGGCAGUCUUGAAGACUCUCUUACAAAGAUGCAAUACUCUUCAAGCUUACCAGCAUGAAUUGGCUUCUUUAAUUUUUGCGUCUGCCGAGGAAAAGGAAAAGAAGCAAAACAUAAUUCCUAUCCUUUUGCGCUCAAAGCACAAAAGAGACGUCAACAAUCCCGAAAAUAAGAGAAAGCUGGUCAACAAUAUGCUGGGUGCACAGUUAUUAGAAGAGUUUCUUAAUGGUCCCAAGGAAUAUGUUGAAGUGAUUUUGAACAAUGUGUUGGAACUCUCUCAUGAACAACUUAUGGAAUAUUGUCAAGAAAGUGUGUCUUCUCGUUUGAUAGAAAAUAUCUUGGAUUGGCCAGACCUAGAUCUCAUUUUCCGGAAGAAGUUUUUGAAUCUGCUCUCAAAUACGAUUGUUGAGUUGUCCAUAUCAGCAUCGGGUUCUCACAUCGUUGACAAACUUUGGAAAGUGUCACGUGGUUUACCUCUUUACAGAACGCGUAUUGUUCAGGAACUUGUUCAAGGCGGUGACCAAGUUAAAUUCGACUUUUACGGUAAAAAGGUAUGGUCAAAUUGGAAAGCGGAGCUAUUUCGCCGUGCUCCAGACGAGUGGUAUCGGUUUAUGAAGGAGGAUGAGCCUGUGAAACGAGUUCACGAGAAAGCUCGCAAUAUGCCAGGGCUGUCUGCGAAUUCACAGCCACUACGGAAAAGACCAAACAUGGAAGAAAGCGCAAACGAAACAGAAAAACGUGUUCGGGCUUAG